AUGGCAUGGGCUAGUUUAUACAAAAGAAUUCUUCCGUCUCCACCUGCAAUUGAGUUGGCUGCCGCACAAGGAAAGAAACUUUUUGAAGAAGCACUUCAAAAUGGAACAGUGGAAGGAUUUUUCAAGCUACAUUCUUCCUGCCAGACACAGUCGGAAUUUGCAUUUUGUGGACUGGCCAGCUUGUCGAUGGUCUUUAAUGCGCUUGCAAUUGAACCACCCAGACUACAUAAAGGAGCUUGGAGGUGGUGGGACGAUUCCAUGUUCGACUGCUGGGUACCUUUAGAUAAGGUUAUGGGCAAAGGAUUACCAUUUAAAAAAGCUGUAUCUGUGGCCCGUUGCGCCGGAGCCAAUGUUGAAGCUUUUUACUCAAACAAAAGCUCUAUUGAUGAUUUUCGCAAAUGUAUCAUGUCAUGUACGUCAAGCGAUAAGUCUCACAUGAUAACCUCAUACCACAGACCAACUCUAAGCCAGACGGGAAAAGGUCACUAUUCUCCAAUUGGUGGGUACCAUGCUGGAAGAGAUAUGGUGCUGAUAUUAGAUGUUGCUCGAUUUAAAUAUCCUUCUCAUUGGAUUCCAUUAACACUUCUAUGGAAGGCCAUGAAUACUAUUGAUGGAACAACUAGGGGGUUCAUGAUUGUCUCAAAGCCUCCAAAAACACCAUCUUUGUUAAAUAUUUGGAGUUGUAGAUACGAGAGUUGGCUUGAUGUUGCGAACUACUUGAUGGAUGAUGUUCCUGUUAACCUUCAAUCAUCUAAUGUUACAAAUGUUCAAGAAGUUCUAUCGCUUAUCUUCACAUCAUUCCCUACCAGUUUUGCAAAAAUUAUCGAAUGGAUUGAAUUGAGAGGACAGACGGGGCCAGAAAUCAAGGUUUUUCUCGGUUCUAAGGAACAGGUAUUGGAACAAGUUCGUGAGACUGAACUAUUUAAACAUAUGGUUAUGGUCGACCGUUCUCAAAUAUGGAGAGAAGUUCAAACGAUAUUUUUUCUUUCAUUGCCUCCACAGACAUGGUCUGGUAUAAAAGAUGAAAACUUAUUGCAAGAGAUUUAUAGUUUAUUCUCAUUAGAUGAGCUUCCCCAUAUGCUUCGAGAGGAGGUCUUGAACUUGAGGGGGGAGCUUGAUAGGUUGAAGAUAUGUCAAAUGGAAAAAUACAACAACUUAGCGGACUAA
This is a messenger RNA of Papaver somniferum (opium poppy), 1167 nucleotides long. Its product is annotated as glutathione gamma-glutamylcysteinyltransferase 1-like. Bases 1 to 1167 code for a protein of 388 amino acids. Gene Ontology annotation, molecular function: glutathione gamma-glutamylcysteinyltransferase activity; metal ion binding. NCBI's taxonomy places the organism in Eukaryota, Viridiplantae, Streptophyta, Magnoliopsida, Ranunculales, Papaveraceae. The transcript has 8 exons. Gene Ontology annotation, biological process: phytochelatin biosynthetic process; detoxification of copper ion; response to metal ion. The record is from RefSeq and is a predicted model, not a curated record.